CUGCGUUUUCUUUCGGAAGGGACGGGAGCCUGAAACUCUGAAAUCUCUGAAUCCCUUUCUUCGAUCAGAUCGCGGAAGGUUGUCCACAAUGCGGCUCGUAGUCGUAGCUCUCUCCUUUCAGGUCCUCCUGCUACUCUGUAGCUUCUCCUUCUCCAUCCGAACCAACUACACCUCCAUUUUUAGCUUCGGCGACUCCUUCACUGACACUGGCAACUUCGUGAUCAUCGGCGGCCCAACGACACCCAAUCUGCUUAUAAUCAACCCGCCGUACGGGAUGACCUUCUUUGGCCACCCCACCGGACGCAUCUCUGAUGGGAGAUUGGCCAUCGAUUUCAUUGCUGAAGCGCUUGGGCUCCCUCUCCUUCCGCCGUCCAUGGCGGUGAACCAGAGCUUCCGGCAAGGCGCCAACUUCGCGGUGGCCGGAGCCACGGCGCUGGACCGGGAAUUCUUCGUGCGGGACGGCGACACGAGCGUUACUAGGUACAACAUCUCCCUUGGCGACCAGCUCGCGUGGUUCGACGCCAUGAAGCCAUCCCUCUGCGGCUCACCCCAAGCAUGCCAGGAGUACUUCGCGCAGGCGCUGUUCGUCGUCGGGGAGUUCGGCUGGAACGACUACGCGUUCAUGCUCAUGUCCGGCAAGAGCAUCGACGAGGCGCGGACUCGCGUGCCGCAGGUUGUCGGAACAAUUUGUGCUGCCGCGGAGAAACUGAUCGGCGAAGGCGGCAAGACGGUGGUGGUGCCGGGGGUGACGCCGCUGGGUUGCUCGACGUGGAACCUGGUGCGCUUCGCGAGCCAGAACGCGGACUACGAGCCGGACACCGGAUGCCUCAAAGGCAUGAACCGGCUGUCCAGGGAGCACAACAAAGAGCUCCGACAGGCCCUGGCGCGGCUCCGCGGCAGAUCCCCCGCCGGCGUGCGGAUCGUCUACGCCGACUUCUACGCGCCCAUCGUCGACUUCGCGGCGGCGCCGGGUCGCUACGGGUUCGACGGCACGUACGGCGCGCUGCGGGUCUGCUGCGGCGACGGCGGCGGGAGGUACAACGUGAAUUUGAGCAUGGCGUGCGGGACGCCGGGCGUGAGCGCCUGCCCGGAUCCGUCGGCGUACGUGAACUGGGACGGCAUCCACCUCACCGAGGCGGCGAACCACCGCAUCGCCGAUGGCUGGUUCAGGGGCCCCUACGCUCACCCGCCCAUACUCAUGGACACGUAA
Messenger RNA from Setaria italica (foxtail millet), 1210 nucleotides. Its product is annotated as GDSL esterase/lipase At5g45910. The transcript has 4 exons. The record is from RefSeq and is a predicted model, not a curated record. Gene Ontology annotation, molecular function: hydrolase activity, acting on ester bonds. NCBI's taxonomy places the organism in Eukaryota, Viridiplantae, Streptophyta, Magnoliopsida, Poales, Poaceae. Bases 89 to 1210 code for a protein of 373 amino acids.